AUGAAUAUAUCCAGAGGAGACGGAUCUAACCUCAAUCCGGAUGUGACACAGUAUAACUGUCCGUUGUGUACUCGUCCGGAUCAUGAUGAGAAGGAAAUGGUGUACUGUGAGGAUUGCCAGAGAUGGUUCCAUUUCAGUUGUGCCGGAGUUGAAGCGUCCGUUAAAGACGAUGAGAACUGGAGAUGUUCAGCAUGUCGUGGAGAAGAUCCGGCUGGCGGUGAUUCGGAAGAUGAUGAUGUUGUUUCCAUUGAGGAGAGUAUUGAAGAUCAAGCCAAAGCCAGAAAAUCGAAGAACAGUGCGAAAUCUACCUCGGAAGACGAUAAAGAGAUUGCAGAGGCAAUGGAGGCGAUAAAGAAGGGGAAAAAGCGUUUGAAGAGGAAAAUGGACCAGAAGUUGGCAUUAGCUAAAGCGAAGUUAGAAUUGGCGAACGAGGAGAUGGAAAUGCAGUGGGCUUUGGACAAGCAGAUCCUGGAGAUGAAGAUUGUUUCAGAGAAGAAGUUUCAGAAGAAAAAGGAAAUGGAUAAGAAACAGCUGCAGAAGGAACUUGAAGAACUGAGUGAAAGCAGAAAGCGAACAGAAAUGGAAGUGGAGAAACUCGAAAAGAAGAAGAAGCGCGAUUGUCUGAAAGAAAAGGAAUCUGGAGAGAAACUUCCAGUGACUUCUACACCGAUUGUCGAUCCGAAGCCGUCCACGUCAAGGGAUGGAUUAAAAAAGAAAAUCACGAAAAUCGAACCGAUAUUGGUGGUGAAGCAACCAGCGAUGGAAGAAAAAAAGAAAUGUGACAGUGAGAAUGCUAAUUCGAAGAUGAGUUCGCAAGAUGAACAGUCGAGCGAUUCUAGCGAGGACAGUAGCAGAGGAAGUUCUGAAGAGGAUCAAAAGAACAAGGAUCGGAAGAAGAGUAAGCAGAAGAUGAAGCAGGAUGAAGUGAACCCAACAAAGGCGCAAAUUUCGGCACGGCAGUUCCUUUCGCGAAAGUUGCCAACUUUCACCGGUCGACAUGAGGAGUGGCCAAUCUUUUUAAGCAGUUUCAACACCACGACUAAGGCUUGCGGAUUUUCAAAUUUAGAGAACCUGGCUCGUUUGCAGGAGAGCUUGAGGGGCCCUGCACGGGAUUCAGUUUGCAGUCGACUGUUGUUGCCGGAAGCGGUACCGCAAAUCAUCGAAACAUUGCGGAUGCUAGUAUGGGAUGCCGCUGCUGCUGUAGAAGGUGUGUCGCUUAAUUCGAAGCUGCUUAAGGGACCGGAUUUCUUAACUUCGUUACCUUCGGUUGUGUGUAAGUUCCGACAGUACAGUAUUGGAUUUGGGGGAGACAUCCGAGAGAUGUUCCACCAACUGAUGAUUCGUCCGGAAGACAGGCAAGCUCUGCGGUUCAUGUUUGAUGGAGAGAUCUACGUGAUGGACUGCGCUAUAUUUGGAGCAACAUGCUCGCCAAGCCAGGCGCUCUACGUUAAGGAUCGCAACGCUAGUGAGUUCUUGAAGCAGUUUCCAGAUGCCGUAAGUGCUAUUGUAAAUCGACAUUACGUGGAUGACUACUUCGACAGUACAGAGACCGUGAAAGAGGCGGUGAAAAGGGCAAGUGAGGUCAAGUACAUCCAUUCAAGGGGCGGUUUCGAGAUUCGAAACUGGGUGUCGAAUUCUCACGCAGUACUCCAGCAGCUAGAUGAGUCAAAAACGAACCAAAUGGUCUAUUUCAAUACCGAUAAAGCUACGGGCUCUGAGCGGGUUUUGGGAAUCGUCUGGGACCCUCAAGAGGAUGUGUUCACGUUUGCUUUGAAACUGCGAGAGAAUCUGCAACCAUGUCUGACAGGCGACAAGCGUCCGACCAAACGAAUCGUUUUGAGUAUAGUGAUGAGUCUGUUUGAUCCGUUAGGCUUGCUGACGAUGUUCGUCAUUCAUGGUAAGAUGUUGAUACAGGACCUAUGGCGCACAGGUUGUGAGUGGGAUGAUACGGUCGACGAUGAGAGCUUCGAAAAAUGGAAAAGAUGGACAGCGCUACUGCCCGAUAUAGAACGGCUAAGAAUUCCCCGUCACUAUUUCGGUGCUGGUGAAUUUCUGGACUACGAAUCGUUACAGCUACACGUAUUCGUAGAUGCCAGUGCCGGUGCAUAUGGCUGCGUAGCAUAUUUUCGGUUGUUAGUAGAUGGGAUUCCUCGGUGUACCUUGGUUCAAGCAAAAUCUAAAGUGGCACCGUUAAGGCAAUAUUCGAUACCACGUUUGGAGUUGAUGGCAGCGGUGAUGGGAGCAAAAUUAGCCGAAACCGUCAAAGCAAAUCACAGUUUUUGCAUCAACCGUGUUCAAUUUUGGACGGAUUCAAGUACGGUGUAUUCCUGGAUUGUAUCGGAUCACCGGAAGUACAAAGUGUUCGUGGCUUACCGGAUUGGCGAAAUUCUGAGUAAGACAAACCCAGCGAAUUGGCGUUGGAUUUGCACGAAGCUGAAUAUAGCGGAUGAUUUGACUAAAUGGAAGAACGGAAACAAAAUUGAAUCACAUAGCCCCUGGUUCACCGGCCCUAAGUAUCUAUAUGAAGCAGAGAAUAUGUGGCCAUAUCCGGAACCACCCAGACCAAACGUGACUGAAGAGCUACGGGUCAGCGCGUUGUUCCACAGUGUAGAGAUCGCGGACUCUCUAAUCGAUUGUAGUCGUAUUUCGAAGUGGAACAUUAUAGUCCGCACGGUGGCAAACGUUGUACGGUUCGUGUCAAACAUUCGGCGUAAACAGCAGGGCUUACCGAUCGAAUCGUUACCAGUUGAUCGUAGGAUAGCACGGUUAGGUAGAGGUUCCGUAGCAGCAGUAAAACGUCCCUUGUCGACAGAGGAAUACCAAGAGGCUGAGCGCCUUCUGUGGAAAAUGGCGCAGGUUGAAUCAUUUCCAGAUGAAGUGAAAACGUUAGUGAAAUGCAGAGAAGGGAAAAGAAUAUCCAUUGAUCGUUCUAGCAAUAUUUUCAAGCUUUCGCCUGUGCUGGACGAACACAAUGUGAUGCGGAUGGAUGGUAGAGUACAAGAGGGAGAAUUCAUUCCAUUUGAGUUACAGUUCCCAGUGAUUCUUCCGAAAGGGCACCCAGUUACUGUCAGGCUUAUAGAAUACUAUCAUAAUCUAUUUGGUCAUGGAAACCGAGAAACCGUAGUGAACGAGUUGAGACAACGUUUCUACAUCCCAAGGGUCCGAAGAGAGCUAGAGAAAAUCGGAAAAAACUGUAUGCAGUGCAGAGUAAGAAAAUGUAAACCGGUGGUUCCGAGGAUGGCUCCGCUUCCAAAUCAACGAACUACUCCUUACGUUAGGCCAUUCAGUUAUGUGGGAGUAGACUUCUUCGGUCCGAUCAAUGUGGUGGUUGGACGUCACACGGAAAAGCGUUGGUGUGCUCUCUUUACUUGCUUUGGAACAAGAGCUAUCCACCUUGAAGUCGUACAUAGUUUAUCGUCGCAAGCGUGCCUGAUGGCCAUUCGUCGUUUUGUUUGCAGACGAGGAGUUCCCGUUGAGUUUUUCUCUGAUAAUGGGACGAACUUUGUGGGCGCCAGUAAGGAGAUUAUGAAGGAGAUCAAAUCUGAUUGUUCCGAAGAGCUGACGAGUUCUAGGACCCGAUGGAACUUCAAUCCGCCAUCAGCACCCCACUUUGGCGGAGUUUGGGAGAGGCUCGUUCGUUCGGUGAAAGAGACGAUGGAUGUAUUGGAUGACGGCCGCAGACUGACGGAUGAAAUACUCCAAACUACAUUAACUGAAGCAGAGGACAUAGUAAAUUCCAGACCCUUGACUUAUGUUCCUCAAGAUCCAGAAAAUUCGGGAGCUAUUACUCCAAACCAUUUCUUGAGGGGACAACCAUCAAGUGGAACAGAGUGUCGCAGGCUGUCGACCAAUGAUGCGGAGGCUCUAAAAAACAGCUACAAGAGGUCGCAGCUAUUGGCUGACCGUAUAUGGAAGCGAUGGUUGACCGAGUAUCUUCCGUUCAUCAACCGACGUGUCAAGUGGCACACUGAGCAGAAGCCAUUAGAAGUAGGCGAAGUUGUGUUUGUGGCAGACGAGGACAACCGGAAGUGUUGGGUUAGAGCAAUUGUGGAAGAAGUUAUUCUUGGAGUUGACGGACGUAUUAGGCAAGCAGUGGUACGUACAGCCAAGGGAACGUAUAAGCGUCCGGUAGCCAAGCUGGCGGUGCCGGAGAUUCGUAUUGGUAAAUCUGACAAGGAUCCUUCACCAGUGUUACGGUGA
Molecule: messenger RNA, 4200 nt
Organism: Toxorhynchites rutilus septentrionalis
Lineage: Eukaryota; Metazoa; Arthropoda; Insecta; Diptera; Culicidae
Exons: 1
Coding region: 1-4200 (1399 amino acids)
Biological process (GO): DNA integration
Molecular function (GO): nucleic acid binding
Source: RefSeq, a predicted model, not a curated record